Saccoglossus kowalevskii is the source of this 595-nucleotide messenger RNA. RefSeq lists its product as uncharacterized. Gene Ontology annotation, biological process: protein O-linked glycosylation via fucose. NCBI's taxonomy places the organism in Eukaryota, Metazoa, Hemichordata, Enteropneusta, Harrimaniidae. Gene Ontology annotation, molecular function: peptide-O-fucosyltransferase activity. The record is from RefSeq and is a predicted model, not a curated record.
AUUCGACUACAAUCGUCUUCAGUGUACAAUGGCAAAAUUCGAGCUUUCCAGAAUGAUUGGAAACAUCACCAAAGCCGUUGCUGAUCUUCAGAAGAAGAACAAUCUAUCCUGUUUGUACGUGGCUUGUCCUGAGUGGUCUACGAGUAUUCUUGACGAGUUAUCCAAAUUUAUACCGAAAGAGCAAAUAUACCAUUUAAAAAGACUCCCAGUAAAUGCUGAUAAUAGGAAAUUGUUGGACGACUACUACGCCGCGUCAUUGAUAGAACAGGAGAUAUGUUACCGUUCUCGCGUAUUUCUAGCUGCGGGAUUCUCCAACUGGUCAAACUUUGUGACAAAGGAGAGAGAUCUAGAAGGCAAAAUUACGUUUAAUAUAAAAGAGCUACCUGGAAUUCCAAAUUACAGAACACUAAAUCUUCUAUGAGUAUGACGUGCUAAUGUGCACUUUUGUUACGGAAUUUCUGUAUGAACAGAUAUAUACACUGCACAUAUUCCUACUUUCUUUGGAUAUUUUGAUUUACUAUACAGUUAAAUAACUAUGUACUUUUCAUGGAUGGAUCAUAUUGGAAGACAUUGGAAAUGAUGUGACAUCAUACCC